This is a messenger RNA of Linum trigynum, 3987 nucleotides long. Lineage: Eukaryota; Viridiplantae; Streptophyta; Magnoliopsida; Malpighiales; Linaceae. The record is from the annotation of a GenBank genome assembly.
UCAGACUUGUGAACUUAAUUAAUAAGAGACAACUAGCUAGAGUUAACAGGAAGAGGAGCAAGGUGUCGGUGCAUGGAUGGCUUAAAUUAUACCUUUAGCUCACUCUCGUUUUUACUAUGGAUCCCUCCAUCCGGCAUCCACUCUCCCAUUACUUCUCUUCACUACUGAUUCACAACAACACCAGAAGCUUGCCUCCAUUAUCAUCAACUUCUUCCUCCCUCCCGUCAAUAUUAGGUUUCGUCUGCCUAAGCUCCUCAUCAUCGCCAUUGUCGUUGUUGUUGCGGGUGAACCACACCACUAGUAGCUACCCCCGUCACUCUCUCUUGAGAUAAGUAGGUAAGAUCAAUGGAUCCCCAACUGUUUUCAAGUUUCAAACUUCAUGGUUAACUAAGCAAGGUUGUUCCCGUGACGUAGCUUUGUCGGCAAAAGGCAUAGGGAUCUACUGAUGAUCCAAGUGAGGAACGAAGGUCCUACCCAUCCAGAUCUAAGUGUAGGCACGUAUUUGAGGUAAGUAAAAUCCGAUCUUCGCAUUAGAAACUGAAUACGUUUGAGCCUGUACGAGUUUAUAGUUUUCUGGGAAAUUAGCGACGGAAUUACAGGCUUUUAGCAACGAAACAGCCGCCGUGGCUAUAGUCUGGCCAACCAGUGUCAUUGACAUCCCUUUUAGGGACGAGAUUCAAAGUUUUUAGUGACCGUUUUGGCGACGGUAGCUAAAUGAGCUGUAGAGUUUACAUGUUAAUUCAAUUGGAUUUAAUUGUAAAUGAUUUACUAGGUACCUUACUAAUGGAUGUAUUAGGUUGUUAAAGUAUUUUAGUAACUAAUAAAAUGAGUUAGUUUGAUUUAAUUAUAUGUUUGAUCCAAUAAUAUGAUUAACGAUGUCCUUAAAUGAUUCUCUUAGGAAGUUAAUAGGUUAAGAUGAUUUAAGUUAUCAGUUAGCAAAAUAUAAGUUUUGAUAGGUUAGAUGUUAUGACGAGUUAAAUUAGAAGUUAUUAUGAAAAUGAAUUGUAUAAGGGAGUUAUGUUAAUAUGAGUAAUUGAUGAGUAAGUUAUCAGUUUUGACCCAUCAAGAACAUUAUAAGUAUUUAAUCUGUUGAUUGUUAAUCUAGGUUAAUUGAUAGACUGAGUAUGAUGAAAUUAAGUUUAAUUAAAGGAUAUAAUUAUCGUAGCAAAAAAAUUAAAUAAGAAUUUAGCAAGCCCCUAUACUUUGCACAUAUUGCAAAGUAGUCCCAAAUUGAGAACCGUCGCUAAGGACCCAUUAGCCCAACCGAUCUAACCUUGGCUUUCGUCAUAGGUUCACCAAUGCAAUUUACCCCUGAAGAGCACCGAUUCCUUAAGUUGGUGGCUAAAUCAGUUCAACCGUCUUAAGCUAACAAGGUGAGUGGUUUAAGGGGGUAAACUCUACGCCUUACGUAUUUUCAAGUAUUUGACUUACGAGUUUUAAGUAAGUGUGUUUAUGUAAAUUGUAUGCCAGUGAUUGAUUUAUGUCGUGAUUGAUAAAGCAUGUUUAGUUGAGAUAUUAUCUGAGAUACUCCAUUUGAGUUAUGAUUGUGAAGUACAUGAUUAUUUGAGCUUUCAGUAUUUAUUUGAAGCUUUUAUAUUAUGUUUAUUUAAUGAAGUUUGUUUGAUCUUUAAGGAUCAACAUUUAAGAGGUAUUUCACUCCUAAUUAAAUUAGGGUGAAAAGAUUUAAAGGUAGUUCACUAACGCCAGUCCCCCGCCCUAGUGAAAGUUUAAAGGAAGAGCAAUUGUUUGCUCUUAAGGAACAUGUGGAUGAAUCACUUAGACAUCACAUGAAGUUUAAAGGAAGAGUAUGAUAUACUCUUAAGGUUUAUGAGGUUGAAUCGAUUACUCCCAUAAAAAGGUUUAAGUAAAGGUCUUUAUUGGCCCUCAUACGUAUGAGAAGGGCGGCUGGACUAGUUAGUGAGGGGAUCCCAGUGUCGGUCAAAGGUUUAAUAUUUUUGAGAGUGGCGAGUAACAACAACUCCCACGUUUUAAGAGUUAAAGUUUAAAGGGUGGAAGUAUAAAUAACUUCCACGGGUUUUUGAGGUGAACACUUAAGGGAAUACUCGUAAGUGAUUCAAGUUUAAGUAAUGGCGUAGACUGACCCCAACCCACUCACCAGGUCAUAGAGGAGGAGCUAGAGAGCAUCCAGUCGAGGAGCAUCCAGUGAGAGAGCAGGCUACCAGAGGAGGACCACGUGAGCACUUCUGAAGAUGUCUGACCACGGAUCGGAGUAAGCAGCAUUUGUAAUCUUUAGUUAUUUGCUUUAUGAUCAUGAGUAAUGACUGGAGAUUUAAAAGGAUAAGACUUUAUGGAUUGAGGUUUGCCCAAAUGUUAGGGCUUUGCUUUUAAAUUAUAUGGUGUAUUUUCAAUAUUGGUAUUUCGAGCACAUUAUUGUUUCUUUCUUUCAAAAUUUUAAAUAUGCUCCGGAGCAAACUUGUUAUUUAAGAGUUUUAGAAAUCGGGAUGUGACAGGAAUUGUCCGUUGGUUCCGUUUUAUCCCAAGUUCGUAUUAAGAGCGCUUCGUUCUUGAUUCGAGCUCAAUCGAUUCUUCGAUUGAGUCGCUAGCUGCGUGACUUUGAUAACAUACAUCCCCCAGGGUCGUAUCACCUCCCAAGCUCUCAAAUGUGUAUUUUUGCCUCCCCAAAACACUAUUUUCUCCAACCCUAUAGGCUUCCAAAUUUAGCUUCCCACAUCUUUUUUUUUCACUUUAAUUUCCAUUACCAUACUUAUUUACAAUCAUUCUUGUAAUUCACUUUAAUUUUUUUUUAUAGUUUGUUAUUAUUUUUUGCAAAAUUAGUCAUUUUUUGUAGCCGUUACUUUAUGACCGUUUUUUGUCAUUUUGUGCAUCAUAUGUGUUUAUAAAUUACAAUUCUUCAAUUUUCAUCAACUCAUCUGAAACUUCUUCCCAUUUCUAAAACAAACACAUUCAUCAUGAGUAUGUCAGAUAGCUCAUCGUCGGGAGGAGAAGGAGAAAUCGAAGAGUACGAGAGGUUUCACCACCUACGGUUGAGUUUAAUCGGCCGGAGGCUGGCCGAAGGUUCAUCAAGUCGACGUCAAACUACAAGUCGACGUCACAUUGAUCGUGAAAAGGUUCGAAUGUAGUCGUCGUCUUAUGAGGGAUUACUUCGAUCCAAAUCGAGUAUACAAUGCUCGCAUAUUUAGAAGGCGCUAUCGGAUGCAACCAAGAUUAUUCCAUCGCAUUAUGGGCGACAUUGUGAGGUUUGACCCCUCAUUUGCUCUAAGGCGUGAUAGCUUGGGUCAAUUAUCAUUAUCUCCAGAGCAGAAGCUUACUGGUGCGAUGCGCAUGCUAGCAUAUGGUUCUCCAGCUGAUCAACUUGACGAGUAUGUUCGUAUGGGUGAGAGCACUUUGAUAGAGGUCUUCAGAAAGUUCUGCAACAACAUUAUCAAUAUGUACGGGGCCACAUAUCUUCGCGCACCUACUCCUGCCGAUUUAAGGAUCUUACUCAGUAAAGCCUCAAGACGUGGCUUUCCUGGAAUGAUUGGAUCAAUUGAUUGCAUGCAUUGGGAAUGGAGGAAUUGUCCAAGUGGCUGGGCAUGACAAUACAUCAGCCACAUGCAUAGGCCAACAAUCAUUCUAGAGGCGGUGGCCUCCUACAACACAUGGAUAUGGCAUGCUUUCUUUGGGUAUCCCGGAUCAAACAACGAUAUAAUGUUCUGGGGAUGUCGCCAGUGUUUGAUCGUAUUGCCAAUGGAAGCGCUCCACAUGUACGAUUUGAGGUAAAUGGUCAUGCUUACGAUCAAUGCUAUUAUUUUUGGCUGAAGGUAUUUAUCCCUCAUGGUCGACUUUAGUGAAGACCUUCAGCAAUCCAAGGUCAAAUAAAGAGGCUUUGUUUGCUCAACGUCAAGAAGCACACCGCAAAGAAGUAGAGCGGGCAUUUGGAAUCCUCCAAGCAAGAUGGGCAAUUGUUCGUGGCCUUGCAAGAGGUUGGGAUGUUGUCACACUUAACAAUAUAAUGUUGACGUGCAU